Messenger RNA from Ambispora gerdemannii, 978 nucleotides. Lineage: Eukaryota; Fungi; Glomeromycota; Glomeromycetes; Archaeosporales; Ambisporaceae. The record is from the annotation of a GenBank genome assembly.
AUGGAAGAUAUUCAAUGUAUGGAUCCUGAUUAUGAAUAUGAGAUUCUUGAUAAUUGUGGUGACAUCGAUAUAUCAGACAUUCCAACUAGUCCAACCAAUACAAUAACUGAAAGUGAUGGUGAAAAUUUUGGUGAUUUUUGUAUCGACGAUCUUACUUUUGAUGAAAAAUCUUUUCAACUUGCACGAAGUUAUGCAAUUUCAAAUAAAGAUAAUAAAAUAGUCGAAGAAGAAUAUGAUAUUGACUGGUUGGCAUCUGAAAGUGGACGAGGUAGAGGUUCAAAACUAUAUUCAUGCAAAGAACAUCAUUUGACAGAUUAUUCCAAAUCACUUGAACUUAUGGGAAGAUGGAUUCAAUUAAUGGCAAAAAGUGAAAGCACAACUACUCAAGCUUUUCUUAUCGAAGAAAUUUUUACAGCAAUUACAAAUUUUUUUGAAAAAAAGAAAAAAAGAACUCAAAAUCUCGAAAAUACGCCAUCUGAUUUUAUACAACCAAAACCUCUCAGUCUUAUGACUAUCAAGAUAUGUUUACGAUUACAAAAAAUUAAUCUUAAUACACUUAAAGAAUCAUGCAAAAUUUAUGAAAUAAUUAAAGAAAAUCCUGAAAAAGCUGAUUUAUUAGAAACUCAAAAAACAGAAUUUGAUAUCAACAACAUACUUACAGAAGUGAAAAAAUUUAUCAGCAUGGAUAAUAAUUUUCCACCACCCAAUGUUAUAAUUUUAGAGCCUGGUGAUAAUCCAAACAAUACUGAAAGUGUGCAAAAUGCUGCACUAAUGUAUUUAAAUGAUGUUGGUUUGGAAUCAACUGGAUUUAUUACUUUAGUUGCUGAUGAAGCAAUUUAUAGAAGAUUAUACGGAUUGCAUGAAUCAAAAGAAUUUCAUUUUCUUCUUGGUGGUUGGCAUACAAGAAAACAGCGACUUUUUAAAAUUUAUAAACAAGAUGUUGAAAAGUCUGAACAACGUAUAACAACUGGACGCUGA